CUCUUUCUUUUCUUCACCGACUGGAUUACCAGAAAGAAGGUAUGUGCUAUUGUGUUAUGAUACAGAUGAUCUAUGAAAGAGGAUAGAAGACGUUUAGAGCUCCUAUUAUCUUUCAUUUGAUGUCUUUUGAGCAGAUCUAACAGUUGUUGUAGCAUUGUCAUAGUACACUUGCCGACUAGUCGUCUGUCAGUCAUCAUGCAGAUUUUCGUCAAAACCCUCACGGGCAAGACUAUCACCCUCGAGGUGGAGUCGUCCGAUACCAUCGAUAACGUCAAGUCCAAGAUCCAGGACAAGGAAGGAAUUCCCCCCGACCAGCAGCGUCUUAUCUUCGCCGGUAAGCAGCUCGAGGACGGCCGCACUCUCUCUGACUACAACAUUCAGAAGGAGUCGACCCUCCACUUGGUCCUCCGCCUUCGUGGUGGUGCCAAGAAGCGCAAGAAAAAAGUGUACACCACUCCCAAGAAGAUCAAGCACAAGCACAAGAAGACCAAACUUGCGGUUCUCAAGUACUACAAGGUCAACUCUGACGGCACUGUCGAGCGCACCCGUCGUGAGUGCCCUACUGAGACCUGCGGUGCCGGUGUCUUCAUGGCUAAGAUGAAGGGCCGCCACUACUGCGGAAAGUGCCACCUCACCUACGUCCAGUCUGCUUAGAUGCUUAUCUGCUUGCCUUGCGUGGAUUGAUGUAUUCAGUUGUGGACAGUUGAUUUUUAUGUCUUGUAUAUUUAAGGUUAAUUGCACAUAGCUACGGUUAUAUCUCUCCUAUAU
Myxozyma melibiosi is the source of this 768-nucleotide messenger RNA. Its product is annotated as ubiquitin-related domain-containing protein. Gene Ontology annotation, cellular component: nucleus; ribosome; cytoplasm. Lineage: Eukaryota; Fungi; Ascomycota; Lipomycetes; Lipomycetales; Lipomycetaceae. Bases 196 to 654 code for a protein of 152 amino acids. Gene Ontology annotation, molecular function: ubiquitin protein ligase binding; structural constituent of ribosome; protein tag activity. The transcript is spliced from 2 exons. Gene Ontology annotation, biological process: modification-dependent protein catabolic process; protein ubiquitination; translation. The record is from RefSeq and is a predicted model, not a curated record.